Molecule: messenger RNA, 534 nt
Organism: Entamoeba invadens IP1
Lineage: Eukaryota; Evosea; Mastigamoebida; Endamoebidae
Exons: 2
Coding region: 1-534 (177 amino acids)
Source: RefSeq, a predicted model, not a curated record
AUGUGUAGUGAUAAGACGUUUGAGGGUCAAAACAGUGUCAUUUACUACACCACAUUUGACAAGUUUGAAGAGACCAAAUACGUGAAAAAGGACAACACCGAGUAUUUCUCAACGAUUUUUGAGUUUGGAAAGUGCUUGAAAGAUAAUAACAUGUACUAUAAAUUUGAGAAGAACGGCACACAAAUUAAUGCGUUUACUUCCUCAACUUCUUGUGACACAUUGAAAGUUGCAAGUGAUUCAGUAUUGUCUGGUAAAGUGUCUGCUAUAAUAUCUUUGCCGGAGCACGCUGCUAUUAUGUAUAACUACGGAUCUCUUGUUAACUGUUCAAGUGAAAAUAUUGAUAUGGCGACUCAGUACGUCUUUGAUAAAUGUUUUGAAGAAGACGGAAAGUACUAUAAAGUCCAAGUUGGGAUCAGUGAAUUAGCAAAACGCGAAUAUGACAACUCGGCGUGCUAUGGAAAGUCCAAUACUGUGUGGUACAUUUAUAUGGACAAGUGUACGACUAAUAACAAAGAUAAUGUCAGAAUCACUUAA